ACUUCUGAGCAAAGUUUGGCACAGACUUCACCCGCCGCCGUGGUGCCCGGAGGAUGGGCAGGGUCCCACUGGCCUGGUGCUUGGCGCUGUGUUGCUGGGGGUGCCUGGCCCCCAGGGGCACGCAGGCAGAAGAGGAGUAUCUCUUUGUGAGGAGUCCGGGCAACAUCACCCGCGCCCGGGGACUCACGGGGACCCUGAGGUGCGAGCUCCGGCUCCAGGGCGAGCCUCCCGAGGUGACCUGGUUGCGGGAUGGACAGAUCCUGGAGUUGGCGGACAGCACCCAGACACAAGUGCCCCUGGGCGAAGACAGCGAGGAUGACUGGAAAGUGGUCAGCCAGCUCAGAAUCUCUUCUCUGCAGUUGUCGGACGCGGGGUGGUACCAGUGUGCGGUGGUCCUGGGCGGACAGACAUUCAUGUCCGAGGCUGGCUAUGUGGGGCUGGAAGGCCUGCCAUACUUCCUGGAGGAGCCGGAGGACCGAGCUGUGUCUGCCGACACCCCCUUCAACCUGAGCUGCCGGGCCCAAGGACCCCCAGAUCCCGUGAAGCUACUCUGGCUCCAGGAUGCAGUAUCUUUGGCCCCGGCCCCAGGCCAGGGCCCCCAGGACAGCCUGCACAUUCUGGGUCUGAACAGGACGUCCUCCUUCUCCUGCGAAGCCCAUAACUCCAAAGGGGUCACCACGUCCCGCACGGCCACCAUCACAGUGAUCCCGCAGCGGCCCCACGACCUCCACCUGGUUUCUCGCUGGCCCACAGAGCUGGAGGUGGCUUGGACGCCAGGCUUGAGUGGCAUCUACCCCCUCACCCACUGCACCCUGCAGGCGGUGCUGUCAGACGAUGGGGUGGGCAUCUGGCCAGGCGAGCUAGAGCCCCCAGAGGAGCCCCUCAACUUGCAAGCAGCCGUGCCCCCUCACCAGCUUCGUCUGGGCAGCCUUCAUCCUCACACCUCUUACCACAUCCGGGUGUCAUGCACCAGCAGCCAGGGUCCCUCUCCCUGGACCCACUGGCUCCCUGUGGAGACGACAGAGGGAGUGCCCCUGGGGCCACCCGAGAACAUUAGCGCCGUGCGGAAUGGAAGCCAGGCUCUCGUGCGUUGGCAAGAACCAAGGGCACCCCUGCAGGGUACCCUGUUGGGGUACCGGUUGGCGUAUCGAAGCCAGGACACCCCUGAGGUGCUUUUGGACAUAGGUCUCAGGCAAGAAGUGACCCUGGAGCUGCGGAGGGACGUGCCUGUGCCCAACCUGACGGUGUGUGUGGCGGCCUACACUGCAGCUGGGGACGGUCCCUGGAGCCUCCCUGUGCCCUUGGAGCCCUGGCGCCCAGGGCAAGGACAGCCAGUCCACCAGCUGGUGAGUGAGCCCCCAGCUCCCGCCUUCUCGUGGCCCUGGUGGUAUGUGCUGUUGGGGGCAGUGGUGGCUGCUGCUUGCGUUCUCAUCCUGGCCCUCUUCUUCAUGCACCAGCGGAAGAAGGAGACUCGUUACGGAGAGGUGUUUGAGCCAACAGUGGAGCGGGGUGAACUGGUGGUCAGAUAUCGUGUCCGUAAAUCCUACAGUCGCCGGACUACAGAAGCUACCUUGAACAGCCUGGGCAUCAGUGAAGAGUUGAAGGAGAAACUACGGGAUGUGAUGGUGGACCGACACAAGGUGGCCCUGGGCAAGACUCUGGGAGAAGGGGAGUUUGGAGCUGUGAUGGAAGGUCAGCUCAACCAGGAUGACUCAGUCCUCAAGGUGGCUGUGAAGACGAUGAAGAUUGCGAUCUGCACGAGGUCGGAACUGGAGGACUUCCUGAGUGAAGCUGUGUGCAUGAAGGAAUUUGACCACCCCAACGUCAUGAGGCUCCUUGGCGUCUGUUUCCAGGGUUCCGAACGAGAAGGCUUUCCGGCCCCUGUGGUCAUCUUACCAUUCAUGAAACAUGGAGACCUCCACAGCUUCCUCCUCUACUCACGGCUCGGGGACCAGCCCAUGUUCCUCCCCACGCAGAUGCUGGUGAAGUUCAUGGCCGACAUCGCCAGUGGCAUGGAGUACCUGAGUACUAAACGCUUCAUCCACCGGGACCUGGCUGCCAGGAAUUGCAUGCUGAAUGAGAACAUGUCAGUGUGCGUGGCCGACUUCGGGCUCUCCAAGAAGAUCUACAACGGGGAUUACUACCGCCAGGGCCGCAUUGCCAAGAUGCCCGUCAAGUGGAUCGCGAUUGAGAGCCUGGCUGACCGCGUCUACACCAGCAAGAGCGAUGUGUGGUCCUUCGGAGUGACCAUGUGGGAGAUUGCCACACGGGGCCAAACGCCAUACCCCGGCGUGGAGAACAGCGAGAUCUACGACUACCUGCGCCAGGGACACCGCCUGAAACAGCCCGCGGACUGUCUGGAUGGACUGUAUGCUCUGAUGUCCCGGUGCUGGGAGCUGAACCCUCGGGACCGGCCGAGUUUCGCAGAGCUGCGGGAAGACCUGGAGAAUGCACUGAAGGCCCUGCCCCCUGCCCAGGAACCUGACGAAAUCCUCUAUGUCAACAUGGAUGAGGGCAGCGGACCCCCUGAACCCUGUGGGGCUGCCGGAGGAGCAGAGCUGCAAGCCCAACCGGACCCCAAGGAGUCCUGUAGUUGCCUGACGGCAGCCGAGGUCCAUCCUGCUGGCCGCUAUGUCCUCUGCCCUUCCACGGCCCCUGGCCCUGCUCCACCUGCCGGUGACUGGUGUUCCCAGACACCCCCGGGGCAGGAGGAUGCAUCCUGAGACGACCCUCCACCCGGAACUUCCUCUCAGGAUCCAAGCUAGGCACUGCCACUAGGGGAAUCCCAUUCCCCACUGCCCCAGCCUGGGCCUGUCCCCGUGCUGCCCCGUCUUCCUGCCCGUUCCACCUGCAUCCCACACAGAUCCUUGCCGUCUCCACACCACAGCAUCCCCAUGGGUACCAGGAAGGGGCUGGACUGCCAUCUCUGAGGGACUCCCAGGUCUGCGCCCUCAGGAUGAAGGAGGCCCUGGGUUUCAGAGAUGCUCUGAGUAGCUGGGUCUGAGGACCCGGAAUCCCAACCUGUCUGACUCGGAAGCAUUGAAGUUCUCAGCAAAGAAGGUUCCAGGCUCUGAGGCUUCGUGGUUCUUGAUUAUCUGGUCCAAAGAUCCCUGAGAAGGCCUCAGGGGGUUGGGUCCUAGAGCUCUGAUUCCAGAUUGUACUGUUCUAGGGAUGAGUCCUUGGCGUGUGUGUGUGUAAAGUCUUUGAUUCUAGACAUGAGUGAGGUAAGGCCUCCUCAGUUCUAGAAAUCAGACAUCCCCAGGCUUUUGAAUCUAAAUCCUCUAGUCACAAGUGUCUAGAUCCUGCAGCUUCAAAACUUUGUCUUGGCAAAGGUUAUAAUCCUAAUAGUGGUACUCCAUGUUGCAGGCUCUGGGUUCCUAAAUUCUGUGAGAUUUUAGAGCCUAUGUGUCUGCAAUUCCAGAAGCUGCAGUUCAAAAGUUCUAAAGGCGCAAAGUUUGCGGGCGAAGGUCCUGAGAGAAGACAUUCUGUGACUUAGUCUCAGAACCUAAGAGCCUGGAUUGUACGCUCCUAGAUGCUGGGUUAUUAACUCCUGGGGUUCUGAUGUUGGUCCCUCCUGUGUCUCGAGGCACUGUGCAGCCUGCUGGUCCGAGAUUCAGGAUCCUAAAAUCUCGAGGUACAAGAGUUAGUUGUGACUAACUAGAUACCAAAGUUCUAAUUCUUUCUAAUGUCGGACACCUCUAGAUUCCAUGUGCAUUCUGCCUUCCUGGGAGUAUUGUCCAGGUCUAAAAUGUUAAAAGUUCCAGGGACUGUAGUUCUGAGAGCCACACGUUCUCUGACUUGCAAAGUCAAGUCUAGUAUAUUAGGUACGAGUUCAAGGUUCUGAUCUCAUUAGAGUGCUUCUGCACACUCCUACCCUUCUUUGGCACUUACUGCACUUCCCCUGCCCUCCCGUGGGGGAGGUCCCCCAUCUCCCACCCCCAGCCUGUGCAAUGCAUUAGGGAGGCCUUCCUUUUCCCCAAGGGAUGGGCCAUCUCCCUACUUCUGGGCCGUGCUGCCCCCUUGAGCCAGUCCCUCCUCCCCGGUGUACAGCGUGGUGGUCUUUGGGGCUCAGAUUACAUAAAACUUUGG
Messenger RNA from Ochotona curzoniae (black-lipped pika), 4089 nucleotides. It is a transcript of the gene AXL, whose product is annotated as AXL receptor tyrosine kinase. Bases 54 to 2723 code for a protein of 889 amino acids. Gene Ontology annotation, cellular component: signaling receptor complex. NCBI's taxonomy places the organism in Eukaryota, Metazoa, Chordata, Mammalia, Lagomorpha, Ochotonidae. The record is from RefSeq and is a predicted model, not a curated record. Gene Ontology annotation, molecular function: protein binding; transmembrane receptor protein tyrosine kinase activity; ATP binding. The transcript has 20 exons. Gene Ontology annotation, biological process: natural killer cell differentiation; protein phosphorylation; cell surface receptor protein tyrosine kinase signaling pathway.